Molecule: messenger RNA, 2010 nt
Organism: Puntigrus tetrazona (Sumatra barb)
Lineage: Eukaryota; Metazoa; Chordata; Actinopteri; Cypriniformes; Cyprinidae
Product: NADP-dependent malic enzyme, mitochondrial-like
Biological process (GO): malate metabolic process; pyruvate metabolic process
Cellular component (GO): mitochondrion
Molecular function (GO): NAD binding; malate dehydrogenase (decarboxylating) (NADP+) activity; malate dehydrogenase (decarboxylating) (NAD+) activity
Source: RefSeq, a predicted model, not a curated record
UAAUAAAGUUCUGGUGCUGCUUUAACAGGGCAUGGCGUUCACCCUGGAGGAAAGGCUACAGCUGGGUAUCCAUGGCCUGCUGCCUCCAUGUUUCCUCUCUCAGGAUGUCCAAGUGCUUCGUGUCAUGAAGAGCUACGAGACACGCAGUAACCCUCUCGACAAAUACAUAUUGCUGAUGACGCUGCAGGACAGAAAUGAGAAGCUUUUCUAUCGUGUGCUAACCUCUGACAUUGAAGAAUUCAUGCCUAUCGUAUACACUCCUACAGUGGGCCUGGCCUGCCAACAAUAUGGCCUCGCUUUCAGAAGACCAAGAGGGUUAUUUAUCACUAUCCAUGACAAGGGGCAUAUUGCCACCAUGCUGAAUUCGUGGCCGGAGGAGGACAUUAAGGCCAUAGUGGUGACGGAUGGAGAACAGAUCCUGGGAUUAGGAGACCUGGGCGGCUAUGGAAUGGGGAUCCCAGUGGGCAAGCUAGCUCUGUAUACAGCAUGUGGAGGAGUGCCACCUCAGCAGUGCCUGCCUGUACUGCUGGAUGUGGGCACUGAUAAUCAGACCCUCUUAGAUGACCCCUUGUACAUCGGCUUAAAGCACAAAAGAGUUAGAGGCAAAGAAUACGAUGACCUCAUUGAUGAGUUCAUGCAAGCUGUCACCGACAAGUAUGGGAUGAAUUGUCUAAUUCAGUUUGAGGAUUUUGCAAACAGCAAUGCCUUUCGUAUUCUCAAUAAAUAUAAUCGUUAUUGCACCUUUAAUGAUGAUAUCCAGGGCACAGCUUCUGUUGCUGUUGCCGGGGUCCUUGCUGCUCUUAAGAUUACAAAGAAUAAACUCUCUGACCACAAGUUUGUAUUUCAGGGAGCAGGGGAGGCAGCCUUGGGCAUUGCUCACUUACUCAUAAUGGCCAUGGCCAAGGAAGGUGUACCUCACGCUGAGGCUGUCAAGAGGAUUUGGAUGGUGGAUUCUAAAGGCCUGAUUGUCAAGGGCAGAAGUCAUCUGAACCAUGAGAAGGAAGAAUUUGCCCAUGAGCAUCCACACAUAAAGACGCUAGAUGAAGUGGUGGAAACCAUCAAGCCCACAGCUAUCAUUGGUGUGGCUGCCAUAGGUGGUGCUUUUACUGAGAAGAUCAUCAAGAACAUGGCCGCUUACAACGAACGUCCAAUUAUUUUUGCUCUCAGUAAUCCCACGAGCAAAGCUGAGUGCACAGCAGAGCAGUGUUACACGCUUACUGAGGGAAAGGGCAUAUUUGCCAGCGGAAGCCCCUUUAAAAAGGUCACUUUGGCAGAUGGGCGCAGCUUCUACCCUGGCCAGGGAAACAAUGCUUAUGUGUUCCCUGGAGUAGCAUUGGGAGUGAUCGCCUGUGGUGUUCGUCACAUCUCAGAUGACAUUUUCCUUACUACAGCAGAGGCGAUUUCUGACAUGGUUACUGAGGAGCAUCUGGCUGAGGGCAGACUGUACCCCCCUCUGAAUACCAUCAGAGAAGUGUCCUUCAAAAUUGCUGUUAAGAUUGUGGACCAUGCCUACAAACAAGGAAUUGCCUCCUGGUACCCUGAACCCAAGGAUAAAGAGGCCUUUGUUUUAUCCCAAGUUUAUAACUCCGACUACGACUCCUUCACUCUAGAUUCAUACAGCUGGCCCAAGGAUGCCAUGAAAGUUCAGAACGUCUAGAUUAUUAAUCUUCAGCCCACUAAAAAGGAUAUUCUCGUAUCAGUCACAUGCCUUAUUUCUCAGUUCAUAAUCAUCUGACGAUAUACACUCCAGCUGCAGGCCACCCACUCCUUAAACGGUAGCUGCUCCCAUUGAUUUGACAAAAGAUGAGCUGUAUUCCCUGAGAGCUUACAGCGAUACAAGUAUGCAGUGUUCAUUCAAAGCUCAAACGUCUUCAGAACAGUGGUUCAGUUCAAAAGCAAAACUGCAGCUAUGUUUAAAGCAGUAACGAGCACUUUCCCAAAUCAACCGAGAUAAUGAAUUUGUGAUCUCCAGUUUAUUAGUUCUAAGUUUGCAUUCUGUCAGUUAUUUAU